GAUCUGUUGGCAAAACUAAUUAAUCAGUGGGGAAACAUGGCAGCAAAGACAUCACACUCUUGUACCACUACAAAACCAAUUAGCACCUCAUAAACCCUUUCUUGAUACCUUCCCACCACCUUCCCAUGUACCUUAUAAUAACACACUCAACACCACCAACACCACCUUCCUCUCCAUAUCUAUCUUCAUCUACAUUCAUUCAUUCAUUCAUUAAUUCAUUGAUCAUUUUAACAAUGCCAUCUUCAUCAUCAUCAUCAUCAUCAUCAAUGAUGAUAUCUCCGACGAAGCUUCGAUCAGACUUAUACUCAUUACCGGAGAGCGAAGAGACGCCGUCGGUGAUAUCGGUCUUAGCUUCAUUGGUGGAGAGAGUGAUAGCAAGGAAUGAGAGGAUUAAUGGAGGGGAAUGCAGUAGUAGAUUUGGUAUUGGAAAUGAGAGAGUUUUGGACAUGAGUGUCAAGUGUUUCAUGGAAAGAAUAUUUAGGUAUGCAAAGGUGGCACCACCAGUGUAUGUGGUUGCAUAUGUUUAUAUGGAUAGGUUGGCUAAUUUCAAUCCUGAGUUUAGGAUUUCUUAUGCCAAUGUUCAUCCUUUGCUCAUCACUGCCAUCAUGGUUGCUUCCAAAUUUGUUGAAGAUUUGAAUUACAGGAACUCAUACUUUGCAAAGGUGGGGGGAUUAACAACAGAAGAGAUGAAUAGACUUGAGAUUGAUUUCUUAUUUAUGAUGAGAUUCAAAUUGCAUGUGAAUGUGAGUGUUUAUGAGAGUUAUUGCAUGCAUUUGGAAAGAGAGGUGAGCAUUGGUGGAGGUUAUCAGAUUGAGAGGACUCUAAGAUUCAUGUUGAUGUGUUCUCAUGAUGAAGAUAAUGUUUCUUCAUUCUCAUCAUCAUCAUCCAAAUACAAAUAUAUCAGAAAGAGUACUACUAAUGUGCCGUUCAAUCAACAACACCUUGCCAAAGUCCUUUAAACAGCAUCAUUCUAUUUUUGUUUUUGUUCCAUCUUUCUCUCCAAAGUCCAAACACACAAAUCAAGUUGUGUAUAGAUUAAUUAUAAGUAUAAACAUACUUAAUAUGUUGUUAUGAUUUAGAAACCCUUGUAUUUCCCUGUCUAUGGUGUAGCUUUGAUCUUUAUUAUCUUCUUUGGAAGUCCUAGCUUUGAUCUUUUUUUAUCGAAAUACAUAAAGCUUGGAGUUGUUUUAUGUAAUAAUGUCUAUUUAUCUUUGAAAAAUAUAAAUAAAAAUUACAUGAAAA
Molecule: messenger RNA, 1242 nt
Organism: Dioscorea cayenensis subsp. rotundata (Guinea yam)
Lineage: Eukaryota; Viridiplantae; Streptophyta; Magnoliopsida; Dioscoreales; Dioscoreaceae
Product: cyclin-U2-1-like
Biological process (GO): regulation of cyclin-dependent protein serine/threonine kinase activity
Molecular function (GO): protein kinase binding
Source: RefSeq, a predicted model, not a curated record